Pectinophora gossypiella (pink bollworm) is the source of this 2567-nucleotide messenger RNA. RefSeq lists its product as uncharacterized. The transcript is spliced from 7 exons. Lineage: Eukaryota; Metazoa; Arthropoda; Insecta; Lepidoptera; Gelechiidae. The record is from RefSeq and is a predicted model, not a curated record. Bases 1 to 1179 code for a protein of 392 amino acids.
AUGGAAAGAAGUAAAGCAACUUGGUUGAUACUGGCCGCUGCCUUGGUGACUACGGUCGCGCUGUCUGUCUAUGAGGAGGACUUCGAUCACGAGGACCUGGAAGACCAUGGCGGAAGGAAAGGGAAAUUAUUGUUCCCGUUCGUGAGUAUAGUUCGGUUUGCGAACACUGAGUGUAAUAGCACGAGCUCCAUGUCAGGCACGUGCCUCGCGCGCCGCGAAUGUAACAACCUCAACGGGACGAUCACGGCGACCUGUGCUUCCCGCCGCGGCCGCUGCUGCGUUGUCCAGCGGUCCUGCGGCGCGACAACGAACGUGAACAACACGUACUUCACGAGCCCCGGGUACCCGGCCGCGUACUCCGGCGGCCAGGCGUGCAGCAUCAUCGUCAACCGCUGCAACAGCCAGAUCUGCCAGCUCCGAAUUGAUUUCCUGGACAUGGUGCUAGCCCAACCGGACGGCGACGGCGUGUGCACCACGGACUCGGUGACAGUAACAGGGGGCAACACAGUGGUGCCUACCAUCUGCGGCGACAACACUGGACAGACCAUCUUCGUGGACUUCGACGGAAACACCGCUAUUACCAUCACUGUCACCGCUACCCUCGCCACCACCUUCUCCAGGCGGUGGAACAUCAAGCUCACUCAGCUCGGCUGCGACUGUCCCGGAAUAGCGCCCAACGGUUGUCUACAGUACUACACAGGGCUCACAGGCACGAUCAGGAGCUUCAACUACGGGACCGCAGCCAACACGGCCCUGAGUGCCUCUCUGGUUACUGGCACCCGCCAGAUUGCCAACUUGAACUACGGCAUAUGCAUUCGCAUGGAAGCUGGAUACUGUGCCAUACAGUACUCACAGACCGCUAACGACAUAUACUCGUUCACGGUGACGGGCGACGUGGAGGGGGCUGACAAUACAGUGCUGGGCACAGCGGUGGGCGCGGCCAACGACGGCAACUGUGUGACCGACUUCGUCGUGAUCCCCAACCCGACCCUGGCCGCCACCGGCCUCGCCGUCGGCACCGACCGCUUCUGUGGCCUAGGAUUUGUCACCGUCACUUCGGCGUCGAAACCGUUCGUGCUGUACGUGGUGACAAACGGUGACGAGGGCGCCACGGCGACCACGCCGCCCGACGUCGCCAACCGCGGCUUUUCCCUCGCUUACGCGCAGAUAGCCUGCUGAUCAUACUGAUAAUUUGUCACCAAAAACUCCCCCACUUGUUCUCUAAACAAUUUCUAUUUGAUUGGAGCCUUUGGAACGUUAGCGUCAGAACGAUAUUUUAUGUUUUGAGACUAUCAAAGUUCAAUACCUUUUUGAUACUAUUUGGUACCUAUAAAGUCGUAAGAUCGAAUGUCCUUUUAAAAUCCAAACCCUAUUGUUUAACUAUUGUCUGGAAAUCUCGGCCUUAGGAGUAUCCUCCUAAGAACACUACUUAGUUAUUACUGUUACUCAGUGGGAGAUCGUUCAUAGUAUAAUUUCAUUCAUCUGUAACUUUUUCCUGAGACGCGAUAAAGUUUGAAAUAAAAUAUAUUUUAAGGUAUUGAAAAGGUAGUGAAUAUUUACUAAUAAAUAAUUAAGAUAUAUUGACUCAAAGUAUGUGAAAAAAAUGUUGUCCAGACAAUCUGACGUCAGAAUGUCCGGCCACUUUCUUUACUAUGUUUUUUCACUGUUUGUUGAGGUACUAGACUGUACUAAUUACGCCACCUUUGAUUAUACAGGAUGGCCCAGAGGUUCACAUUCAAAAUGAAAAAUUAGGUAGGGCUCACUGACUACCUGAAACAUCCCCGUAUGUUCAGCAAUUAUUUACGCUUUAAGAGAUAUGACCCAUUUUUUACCUUUUUCAGGAAUUUCUACCUUACUUAAAAAGACAUUAUUUUGUCGCUAUCUUUUUUUUAAUAAUUAUUUUAUUUUACUUCAUACAUAUACUUAGGAAGUGGACCGUCGAGUCUAAAGAAAUAAUAAAAACAGCGAAACCAAAGAAGCCAAUGACCUCCUCUAUCUAAUUUUUCAUUUUAAACGUGAACCAGUGAGUCACCUGUUUACCUGUCUACCCCCUGACCAUGCGAUUCCAGACCAUCGCUUUUGUGGCCACCAAGGAAGUCUGCAUGGUUAUCCCCACCUUAUCCCACAUGACGCGAAGAAUAUAGCGUGCUUUGACCAAAAGACAUAUUAAGUUUAUCUACGGAGAUAUCAUAAGUUGUUCCUUCUUGAGGCUGGUCGACACGCUUGAUAUUUAUUGCGAUACCUAGAAAAACCACCACUGGGUGAUACAUAGGCAUAGACCCAACAUAAUAGAUUUUUAUUUUUUAUACUUUUUAUAUUUAUUUUUUCUUCACGAAUAUCGCAAUGAAUACAAAAUAUUAUAUAAGCACAUUGGAUAAGGAAUCAAUAAUCUUAGAAAGAAAAAUGUGAGAUCUGAAACCUAGUAAAAAAUUUACGUAUUUGUAAGUUAUGUUAUUAGGUAAGUAAACUCAUUAAUUAUUACUUGAAAAGAUGACAUUAAUCUACUGAUUCUUGACUACUUUAUUGUUUUCUUUUCGACGAUUGAUACUAGAUAAUGAAAAGACAAA